Molecule: messenger RNA, 2309 nt
Organism: Aplosporella prunicola CBS 121167
Lineage: Eukaryota; Fungi; Ascomycota; Dothideomycetes; Botryosphaeriales; Aplosporellaceae
Exons: 3
Coding region: 108-2054 (648 amino acids)
Biological process (GO): transmembrane transport
Molecular function (GO): transmembrane transporter activity
Source: RefSeq, a predicted model, not a curated record
CGUCCCUCCUCGCCUCGCCUCGUCUCUAAACUACCUAUCUGUUUCUGUUUGUGUGCACAGGCUUCCUCCCGCGCCGACCCUCGAAGCCAAGCCAAGCCGCUUUCACCAUGGGGUCCGACCUCGAGUCGCAACCAACGCGGCCCGCCCGUAUCGCCUGGCUCACCCAGGUCUUCAACCCCAAGGUCGUCACUGACCAUGUCAAAAACUCCCACUACGAGGGCAGCGGCACCGAUGAAGACCCUUACGUCGUCAACUGGUUGCCCGACGACCCUCGCAACCCCAUGAACUACCCGACCUCGGUCAAGUGGGCCAUUACCAUGCUGGUCGCCAUUGCCACCCUGGCCGUCGCCUUCGUCUCCUCGGCCUACAGCGGUGGCGCUUCCAAAAUCAUGAUUGAGUUCGAGGUCGAACAGGAAAUUGUUAUUCUUGGUGUCUCGCUCUUUGUCCUGGGUUUUGCGAUUGGCCCGCUGAUCUGGGCCCCCAUGAGUGAACUCUUUGGACGUCAAAAGCUCUUCUUCGGCACUUACAUGGUGCUGACGGCAUUCAAUGCUGGCGCCGCCGGCUCGAAAAACAUCCAGACGCUCAUCAUCCUCCGCUUUUUCGCCGGCGCAUUCGGUUCCUCGCCGCUGACUAACGCCGGAGGCGUCAUCGCCGACAUGUUCCCCGCCGCCCAGCGCGGUCUCGCUAUGACUCUUUUUGCGACUGCGCCGUUCCUUGGCCCCGUCAUCGGUCCCAUUGUGGGUGGCUUCGUCGGCCAGACGAUUGGCUGGCGCUGGAUUGAGGGCAUCAUGGCCAUCUUCACCGGCGUGCUCUGGAUCCUGUGCGCCUGCCUCGUCCCCGAAACCUAUGCCCCCGUCCUGCUCAGGCUCCGCGCCGAGAAGCUCUCUGAGCUCUCUGGCAAGGUGUACAGGAGCAAGGCCGACGUCGACACGGGCAAGGUUACCAUCGGCGAGGCUUUCAAGACGGCCCUCUCGCGCCCCUGGAUCCUUCUCUUUAAGGAGCCCAUUGUCCUCUUACUAAGCAUUUACAUGGCAAUCAUCUACGGAACGCUUUACAUGUUGUUCUCGGCCUUUCCCAUCACAUACCAGCGCUACCGCGGCUGGUCCACGGGCAUUGGCGGCCUGGCCUUCCUGGGCGUCGCCGUGGGCAUGCUUGGCGCGGUUAUCUACUCACUCUGGGACAACAAGCGGUACGUCAAGGCGGCGGAAAAGGAUCCGUCGGGCUUCGCGCCGCCAGAGGCCCGUCUACCGCCCGCCAUCAUCGGCGGCAUCGCCAUCCCCAUCGGCCUGUUCUGGUUCGCGUGGACCAACUACCCCAGCAUCCACUGGAUGGCGUCGAUUGCGGCGGGCGCGCCAUUUGGCUUCGGCAUGGUGCUCGUCUUCCUGGCCAUCAUGAACUACCUGAUUGACGCGUAUACGAUCUUCGCGGCCUCGGUGCUGGCCGCCAACGCGGUUCUGCGCUCGCUCUUCGGCACGGCGUUCCCGCUCUUCACGACGUACAUGUACAACAACCUCGGCAUCCACUGGGCCUCUUCGAUCCCGGCCUUCCUGGCUCUUGCCUGCGUCCCAUUCCCCUUCCUCUUCUACAAGUACGGCCCGGCCAUCCGCGCGCGCUGCGAGUACGCGGCGCAGAGCGCGGCCUUCCUGGCCAAGAUGCGCGGGCAGAUGGCGCCGGCGCAGCCCGGGCAGCAGGGCGAAGUCGGCUCGAACUCGAGCCUGGAGCUGGCCGAGGAAGAGAAGCGCGGCGAGCAGAGCACGGCGCAAAGCACAGCUCCCGCCGCAGACGUCGACGCCGACGCAAAGGAGCCCGCCGAGCCCGCCGAGAGCAGCAACGACGUCUCGAGGCAGCCGUCACUGGCGAAUGGCGGCGAGAAAGAGGAUAGCCGGUUUCAGGCUAUCAAGCCGUCUGGUGAGCCGUUGGGCCGCUCGCAUAGUCGUGCCACGACUGUGGCGAGCCGUAGGAGCGUAAAUUACGAGGGCAGUCCGUAUGAUAUCGAUCGCGUUAAUACGAACGAGAGCUUUAAGCGGGUGGCGAGUAAGAAGGGGCGGAAAUAGGCGGUGGUAAUUGGAAGGGAGGGAGAGGGCGUGGUUAAUGGAGAUGGUGUGGGUGAGGUGGAGUGAGGUGGAUUCUUGAUUGGUUGGUUGGUUGGUUUUGGAAAAAUUACUGAUAGCUGUAGUGAUACUGUAGUGAUGAUACCCCUGCGAUAGGAUUGGUAGUUGGUUUUUAGGGGGUUUGGGUCUGGAAGCAAAAGUUUCUUCCAUAGGAUCGGAUCGGAUUAGACGAAAAAUAGCAUGGUUUAAUGAUGGCUG